Molecule: messenger RNA, 4475 nt
Organism: Maylandia zebra (zebra mbuna)
Lineage: Eukaryota; Metazoa; Chordata; Actinopteri; Cichliformes; Cichlidae
Gene: frs3
Product: fibroblast growth factor receptor substrate 3
Biological process (GO): fibroblast growth factor receptor signaling pathway
Cellular component (GO): cytoplasm
Molecular function (GO): transmembrane receptor protein tyrosine kinase adaptor activity; fibroblast growth factor receptor binding
Source: RefSeq, a predicted model, not a curated record
GCAGGCACACCUUUCCCUCCGUGGUCCUCCAGCGUUUCUUACCUUCUUGUCGCUGCUUUGAGCCUCGUUGUCUGGCUGUGAACUCUCACCCCAGCUGCUUGGGAAAUGUCAUACAGGCAGAGGCCCGUGCUGCAGUAGGGGGGCGUAAUAGGAGGAAAAAAUAACAUUUUCACUGCUCUCACUGCAUCUUUUUUUAUUCGCGUCUCUGAGGUGCAAGUGCCACAUCCCCGCUACCAACACCACCACCAGCAGCAGCAGCCGCCGAUAACUAACCGCAGUCUCAAUGCUCACCUCGCAUUAGGACUGAUAUUUAAAAAAAAAAAAAGAAAAGAAAAGAAAAAAUCCGUGCCAGACAUGGGGAAGAACAUUAAUCCUCUUUGGAAGAUGUCAAUCCAGCAGACUAACUGGCUUGUGAUGCCAAUGCCCAGCAGAAGAUCCUGGGACUGAGACGCGGAUCCCUUUACACUGAUGGCCUGGACUGAGUUUCAGCUGGCCUGCUGAAGCUAUGGGGAGCUGUUGGAGCUGUCUAUACAGAGACCCCAUCCGAGACAACCAUCUCACCAAAUUUAAGGUCACAAAUGUAGACGAUGAGGGCAACGAGCUGGGCUCUGGGAUCAUGGAGCUCACCCAAACUGAGCUCAUUCUUCACACACGUAAGAGGGACGCCAUCCGGUGGCCAUAUCUCUGCCUGCGUCGCUACGGCUAUGACUCCAACCUGUUUUCUUUUGAGAGCGGCCGCCGCUGUCAGACCGGGCAGGGAAUCUUUGCAUUCAAGUGUUCUCGGGCAGAAGAGAUCUUUAAUCUGCUCCAGGAGCUGAUGCAGUGCAACAGCAUCAACGUGGUGGAAGAGUCGAUGAUGAUGAGUCGGAGCGGUCACACACCAGAGAUGGACAUGUCUCGCACACCACAGACACCCAACACUCCAGCAUUUCCUAUCCAGGCUUUUCCCAAUGGAUACCCUGGUUAUCCAAUCAGAGGAGAUUCCUCUCAACCAUCGAUUGCUGAUGAUCAUGGACAUAGCCUCAUGGGUUUGGAAGACCAGACCCACACCUAUGUAAAUACUGUGAGCAUGGAGGGGGAUCUUUCCAUGCGUCAUUGUGUGCACUCUCUACCUGAGGUACGGCCUAGCACUUUUCCUGAAACAACACGGGGAGCCAUGCCUGUAGGGGGCCAAGGAAAUCCGCAGUCCAACCUGCGGUGCUGUCCCCUCGAGGAGCAUAAAGAUCCUCAGGUGUUCCUACAGACGUCCUCGCAGGAGGUCAAAUUCAUGCUGGGUCCCACUCCAGCGCAACGGCAUCUGCUGGAGAGAGAGAGGGAGAGGCACGGGCACAAUCCUCACAACCUUCAGCCAGUAGAGGGCGCAGCAAGCUCAGAGACGGAAGGAGACGAGCCCUCUAUGCACCUGUGCAACUCUCACUCCUACCACCAUUUCCAUCAUCACAUGCACCGGCACCUGGGCCAUGAGCACCAGGAGGGCUGCCAGAGUGGCGAGCUCACGUACGAGAAUAUCAACGGCCUGCGAAGUGGCCGUAAGCAGCGUCUGAGUCCCAGCAGCGUGUCGCAAUCCGUAGGUUCAAGCAGCAGUAGCAGCACCGGGGACAGUCAUUCUCACUCCCUCUUACACGGUCACGGGCCGACAUCGCUACCCCCGCAGGGGUACUCCUGUGAGAGGGGCAUGGGUGGAGCUCAUCGUCGGACAGCUCUGCUUAACUACGAGAACUUACCCUCUCUGCCGCCGGUGUGGGAGUACAGCGCUCUCCAGCGGGAUGAUGAGCAGGAAGAGGAAGACGAUGACCAGGAUGAUGAGGAAUAUGAAGAAGAAGAGGAAGAUUUUGAUGAGUACGAAUUCUCAGAAGGCCCCGGGACACCCAAUGGUUACCAUCAAGACGGCCGGGGCAUACACAGAGACGCCCUGCAGAACUAUGUCAACACAGAGCAGGUUCAGCCUCCCCGGCUUCGACACGCCUGCCCCCCGCAUCCACGGCCGUGUCACCCAGACAGAGGGGGGCGAAUAUUUAGCUUUGAUUUCCGCAGACGAUCGAGGUCAGGGGUUGGAGGUUGUGAGCACAGCCACAUGCCUCCUUCGCGGCAGCUGAAUUACAUCCAGGUGGACCUGGAAGGAGAGCCUCCCUGCCAAGCCCUCAGCAGCGGGGGUGCCCAGACCCAGCCACAGCACCAGCGCCUACCACCCAAAAAAUGUGGUCCGCAGGCACCCCGGCGCAGCGAAUGCUACGCAGUCAUUGACCUAAAGAAGACCGCUGCCAUGUCCAACCUGCAGAAAGCUCUGCCCAGGGAUGAUGGGACUUCCAGAAAGACUCGCCACAACAGCACAGACCUGCCUCUGUAAAUGGUGUUCGAACUGAGAAGGAGCAAUGAAGACAGAUGAAGGCUUAUCCUCAUCUUAGCACACUGGACCCUUCACUGUCAUCCAUCCAUUCAACUGUCGGGCUGAUCAGUACAGUACAGGUACCUAAUUAGAAACUUACUGAAACCUAACUGUGCAUAUACAAGCAAAAGAGAAAUCUCUGAGGAGAAUUUGCCAUUUUAUUUUGUGUUGUCAGAUAUUUGGUGUAAAGCUCUCUGGAGAAAUCUGCAUUUUUUUUGUUGCAGAUAAUUGCUGGAUAUUUGAAUAUUAUUAUAUCUAACCAUAAAGUCACAUAUGUGUAUGUAAAAUAUAUGUAUAUUUGACUUUUGGCUUAGUUUGGCCGAGAGUUUAGCAGAGAGUUAUACGUAGAAGCAGUCGUUGCCAUAAUGUUUUAGUGCAAAUCUUUUAAAACCAUCCACACUCAUAAAUGUUGUUGCUCCUAUCAUAUAGUUUGCCAAACACUUUGAGUGUCAGAGUUAUGAACCUCAUCUCCGAAAUUAUGUUGUUAGCAUGAAGGAUGGUAAUGGUUCCUCCCAGAUACUGGUCAAUGUUCAUACCUCAUCAAAAGCACUUAAAUCUAAUGUUGUGGCUAGUAGAAGAGACCAUUAUUUGUUACUGUAUGCCUAUAGAGCAUUUUGCACACAAUCCUAUGGAAUUGUAUUUCAUCUUUUUUUUUUUUUUCCUUUUUUAAGGAGUUAUUUAGUUCAGUCCUAGCUUAAAAAAAAUGAUGGCUUAAACAAAUCGAAGAGAAUGUGAUAUUUGAAGAAAUAUACUAAACUAAAUGAUGGUGAAAGUAGCACACAUGCAUUAAAUGAGCUUUAGCUCCCUCCUGUCAACAUGCAGCAAUUGAAAAAGUAGCAUAUCAACUUUGAUCACACCUCCUGCUUAUCAUCUCAAACCUGCAGGAGGUUCACGCUUGUCACGUUGCACUUUUGACCCUGGGCCGCUGAAACGCUCUUUGUCACCACUCCCGCGCCACUGGAGCCACAGGUUGUGUCCUUUUACCAAAAACAGGGGUUCAAAUAUUUCCCGGAGAUAAUAAUGUAGAUAGUUUAUUUAAAUGUUCUUGAAAGAGAUGCUGAUAACCUCAAAUCGUGGCAUUAAGCUAUAACCUCACACAAAAUGUUGUCAGUUAUCAGGUACGGAUGUUCUGUUUGAAAAGGGUUGUCGCAAAAUCAUCCACUGAAGAUUUUUGUGAGAGAAAUUGUCAACCAAUUAACAGAUAUUUAUUUAUUUAUUUAUUUAUUUAUUUCACUUUAAUUUAUUCUCUCUCUCUCUUUUUUGUUUUGUUUUGUUUUCCACGUGACGACCAGCGUUUUGUAGUCCAGUUGGUAAUAUGGAGACCAAAGUUUCACCUCAGAUUACCACUGGACACUGAUGUAUUACUGUUAUAACUGUGCUUAAUUAUAUUUUAAACAAAAGAAAGACUGUAUUUAUAUUUUAAGUGCCAAAACUUAAUUCCAAACUGUACGAUGAAUAAAAUCAAAUGUGCCAUUUGGGUUGGUAGAAAUCUAUAGGACAGAAAGGCAUAAGAGGAGAACAGUCAGAAGACAAAAAGGAAAAAAGAAAAUCCUGCUUUUUAAGGAUAACACAAGCUAAAAUAAUAAAAUCUGCACAUUCCACCUCAUCCACAUCGACAGCCAUUUCGAAGGGGCAUAUAAGAAUGGUAAUCUUGUGGUCUGAUAAUCACUGUUAGGGUGGUUUUUAUGCUGCUACUUGUACAUACUGACAGUAGCCCAUGUAAGCUACAUGAAAAAAAAUGUGAUGUCAGAUCCUUAUCAUAUCGUUGAUAGAAGUAGCAUUGUUGUGUUCUCCUGAGAUUUUUUGUUUUGUUUUGUUUUCUCAGAGCUGUAGAAAUGUCACGUACCAUUUAAUUGAAUGUUUUAUUUGACCAAUAUUUCAUGUAAUCGAGAUUGUUUUCUGAUUAACUAACUGUCUGGUAUGGGGAGAGUUAAUGGAAGCACACAGAUCUCUUUCUUUGUUCUGCUUUUUUUUUUUUUUUUUUUUUAAAUGAGCGUUCACAUCAGGGUGAUGUUUUCAGCCUAUAAAGGAAGGCCAGAUGUUCUAUGUUUACACAUGUGCGGGCCUUCAGAUGCAGAUGUAUUGUGGC